Carica papaya (papaya) is the source of this 1425-nucleotide messenger RNA. It is a transcript of the gene TOM1, whose product is annotated as tobamovirus multiplication 1. The record is from RefSeq and is a predicted model, not a curated record. Lineage: Eukaryota; Viridiplantae; Streptophyta; Magnoliopsida; Brassicales; Caricaceae. Gene Ontology annotation, cellular component: plant-type vacuole membrane.
ACGAGGGAGGCAGCAACUUCUUGCGUUGAUCUGGUAGAAGCUUAGGUGGGAGCGACCAGUGACCAGUGCCAUUAAUUGAACUCUGUAUCUUCCUCCUUUGACUUUGGUUCUCGCUUCUCUACAGACCGUCUGGUAGAGCGAGCAAAACUCUUCUUUCUCUCUCUCUCUCUUAUCUCCCUCUCUGUCUUUUUAAUUUUUCUUUUCCCUGUUGCGUUAUCGGUUUUGGCAAAACUGUCUCGUUUCUCUCUCGGCUUCUCUCGGGACAGGAGAGAGUUCUUUUGACUUUACCGGAUUUUCUCGGAGGAAGAAACAGGGAAAAUCUGCAGGAUGAGGACUACGCCGGUGAGCUUAACGCCUAUGGAGGCGGGAGCGCUGGUUUCGAAUUGGUGGGAUGAGAUCAACGAGUCGCCUCGAUGGCAGGACGGGAUCUUCUACGCUUUAUGCGCUGCUUAUGCUCUAGUUUCUUCAGUUGCUCUGAUUCAAUUAAUAAGAAUUGAACUCAGAGUUCCUGAAUAUGGUUGGACAACACAGAAGGUGUUCCAUCUUAUGAAUUUCAUUGUCAAUGGAGUCCGUGCAAUUGUGUUUGGAUUUCACAUGGACGUAUUCUUUUUACAUCCAAAGGUACUAACUUUGGUACUGCUGGAUCUACCGGGACUAUUAUUUUUCUCUACAUACACAUUGCUUGUCUUGUUCUGGGCAGAGAUAUAUCACCAGGCAAGAAGCUUGCCAACAGAUAAGCUCCGGAUCGUUUACAUUUCAAUAAAUGCAUUGAUAUACUUUAUACAGGUUUGCAUCUGGGUCUACCUCUGGAUAGAUGACAAUAACAUUCUGGAAUUUGUUGGAAAGAUAUUUAUUGCAGUGGUGUCAUUUCUCGCUGCAUUAGGUUUCUUGCUCUAUGGUGGAAGAUUAUUUUUCAUGUUGAGACGCUUCCCUAUUGAAUCCAAAGGGAGAAGGAAGAAGCUCCAUGAGGUCGGAUCUGUCACAGCCAUUUGUUUCACCUGCUUCCUUAUAAGAUGCUUUGUGGUGGUUUUAUCAGCUUUUGGCUCAGGUGCAUUGUAUGUUGUGGAUCAUCCCGUCUUGAACUUGGUGUACUACAUGGUAGUUGAGAUACUACCUUCAGCACUAGUCCUAUUCAUUCUACGCAAGUUACCACCUAAGAGAGUAUCUGCACAGUAUCAUCCAAUUCGAUAACAAAAAGCUUCCUCAUAUUUUUUUUGUUGCCCAAUUGAAAUGAUUGUGGAUGUGAGGGAUAAUAGAUGGUGUUGGAGUUGAGCAAGCGGAUCGAAUCCUGGAAAGCAAAAACCCAGACUAUCUCAUUCUAGUUCUGCACUAGUCCUAUUCAUUGCUCUCGCAAAGAUCAUUUUGGUUCUGGCAUGGCUCAUCAUCAUGCAGGCAAUUCUUUACAAUUUAGAUUUUGCAGUUGUU